GAACUUGUCAUCGUUGCAAACCGCGAAACGCAACGCUCAAUCCAUUAUUCAACCAAGGGCGAUCAGAGCAUGGCUACUUCACAGGAGAAUAUGGAUUUCAUUCCUGCCCUCCUCGCUCCUUACAAGAUGUCCAAUUUUAGUCUCUCUCACAGGAUAGUUUUGGCACCCUUGUCCAGACUGAGAUCCUACAACUUCCUUGCUCAACCUCAUGCCAUCUUGUAUUACUCCUAAAGAACAACGUAAGGUGGUUUAUUGAUAGGAGAAGCAUCUGGUGUUUCAGAAACUGCUCAAGGCUACCCAAACACUCCUGGCAUCUGGACGCAACAACAAGUGGAGGCAUGGAAACCAAUUGUGGAUGCUGUUCAUAAGAAAGGGAGCAUAUUCUUUUGUCAACUAUGGCAUGCUGGUAGAGCUUCUGAUUAUUGUUUCCAACCUGAUGGUCAGCCUCCAAUCUCAUGUACGGACAAACCGAUACAAGCUAAGACUCACAUUGAUGGCGUAACGGAGGCAUCUUUUCCAGCUCAUCGCCGGCUAACAACUCAUGAGAUAACGCAAGUCGUUAACGACUUUAGAAAGGCUGCUAGAAAUGCCAUGCAAGCUGGUUUUGACGGAGUUGAGAUUCAUGGAGCUAAUGGAUAUCUGAUUGAUCAGUUCUUGAAGGACCAAGUGAAUGAUAGAACAGAUGAGUAUGGAGGGAGCUUAGAAAAUCGUUGCCGCUUCCCUCUACAAGUAGUUGAAGCAGUCACCGAUGAGAUCGGAGCCGACAGAGUUGGGAUCAGACUAUCUCCAUUUGCAGAUUACAACGACUAUGCCGACUCAAACCCAGAAGCACUUGGCCUUUACAUGGCCCAAUCCUUGAACAAAUACGAUAUUUUGUACUGCCAUAUGAUAGAGCCAAGGAUGAUCACCCAAUUCGAGAAGAGUCAAAAAACAAAAAACAGCUUGUCGCCGAUGAGAAAGGCUUUCAAAGGAACGUUUAUAGUAGCCGGCGGAUACAAUAGAGAAGAGGGAAAUGAAGUGGUUGCUAAGGGUGGAGCGGAUCUGGUUGCAUUUGGACGCUUGUUUCUGGCAAACCCUGAUUUGCCAAGGAGAUUUGAGCUCAAUGUUGUGCUUAACAAGUAUGAUAGAAAUACCUUUUACACUCAGAAUCCUGUUGUUGGUUAUACGGACUAUUCUUUUCUCUAUCCAACCCCAUAA
Molecule: messenger RNA, 1197 nt
Organism: Gossypium arboreum
Lineage: Eukaryota; Viridiplantae; Streptophyta; Magnoliopsida; Malvales; Malvaceae
Product: putative 12-oxophytodienoate reductase 11
Exons: 6
Molecular function (GO): FMN binding; oxidoreductase activity
Source: RefSeq, a predicted model, not a curated record